AUGCAAGCCGUUGUAGAACGUGUCCUUGCAGAUGGUGAACCCAAUCUGGAAGAAGUGCGCCCUCUGAACAUUGACUCCAUCGAUUACGAAUAUAUCCAAGGAGUCAUCGACGGCUGCUGCCAAAUCCUUCAAAAGGUCACCCAGCUCGCAGAAAUUGGUGCAUUGCGAUUCUCACCAGUCCAGAUUUUCUUAUGCAUCACAAGCUCGUCCAUAUUCCUAAUGAAGGCCCUAAGUUUGGGCGCGCGCCAAGCAAAACUGCGGGAGUCACUCGACAUCCUCGAGAGCACCAUCCAGGCGCUAAAAUCCAAUGCUCUGGAUGAUAUCCAUCUGAUUAGCCAUUAUGCUACACUACUGGACUUGCACAUCUCGCGUCUGCGACGCAGCCUAUUAGUAUCUUCAAAGGGCAAGAACAGCCGUGGAACUACCACAACAUCUUCUACAUGCCCACCUUCACGGCCUGAUAAUGGGACUGCUAAUGGCAAUACAACAAUGGUGAACAGUACACCAAUAUCACGUAGCAUGUCGGAUAUCAGCUUCAUUCCAUCGCUGAAUGAUAUGGCUGCAGACGAUUGGCUUUCGUUGCCGUCGAUGGCUCCAUUUGGCAUUAGUAGUGGUGGACAGAUACCGGCGCUUGAAGGAGGAGCUCUGGAUUUUAUAUGGAACUUACCAUCAUGA
This is a messenger RNA of Aspergillus chevalieri, 675 nucleotides long. RefSeq lists its product as uncharacterized. The record is from RefSeq and is a predicted model, not a curated record. Bases 1 to 675 code for a protein of 224 amino acids. The transcript has a single exon. Gene Ontology annotation, cellular component: nucleus. Gene Ontology annotation, biological process: aromatic amino acid catabolic process; positive regulation of transcription by RNA polymerase II. Lineage: Eukaryota; Fungi; Ascomycota; Eurotiomycetes; Eurotiales; Aspergillaceae. Gene Ontology annotation, molecular function: DNA-binding transcription factor activity, RNA polymerase II-specific.